AUGAGUCACCGUCGAACAGAAUCCUCUUCCUCCGCCACCCAUCUCUCCCCAUAUGACUACAGCGGGGUGGGGAUGGGAUUCGGACUUUAUCGCCCACGGCGACCUAGCUACACCAUUGCAACACAAGUGCAAAGACAACGGAGCGAGAGCUAUAGGUACGCUGUGGCGAAAAGUACUGCAGAUGUAGAGGAUCCCGCGGACUUUAUUGAGGGUAUAAUACAGAGAAAGAACAGGAAAGACAGUUACAUUCGAGCUACACGUCCUAAUGAAAGACCAGAUGUUGAAAUGAGAGAUAUCAAAGAACAUAUGAAGAAAGUAGAAGAAGAGAGCGUCAAAACUGACCCGCCCACUUGCCCAACAAGUCCCAUAAUCCUCAUUAAUGACCAAGGUCCAAGUGAAAUUGAAAUAUCUGCAGACGUAUAUAGAAACCACGAGGCUGGUUUACCUACUAAAUCCAAUUCUGAAACGAGAAAUGGGAAGGUUUCUUCCCGUAGAGCAAGUAUUCCGAACGCGUUGUCUAACAACCACCUUAAAGAGCUUAAAGAGGUUGUGGAAAAGAAAAGAUACUCGCCAAAACACGGGCAAGAUUUGGAAAACCAUACUUUGCCAAAUAAUUUCAUGAAAGGUAAAAGUGAGCCAAAUCAGAAUGAAGAGGAAACCUAUGACGACGCAGUAUUUACUUGCCAAAAUGAAAUGCCGGAUGUCACAACCCCUAGUUCCGGGGACACCCGUUCAUUUCCCAGUCCGUUUAGGAGCAUAAGAAUUCGGAAGAAUUUCGUGCUGUUAUGUGUAAGCUUUAUACUUGUGUUCAACGCGUUCAGAGCUAUCCAAAAUCUGCAAUCCUCCCUAAACAGUACUGGGUAUUUAGGAAUAAUUUCAAUGGCCUCCAUUCAUGGAACCAUGUGUUUGACAUGUUUAUGGGCUCCGGUGUUAAUCAACAGCGUGACAGCAAAAUGGACUCUUGUCAUUGGUGUUUGGACUCACAUUCUUUGGAUUGCUGGGAAUUUCUAUCCACGAUUUUAUACACUGAUACCAUUAGGCAUAAUUGCUGGAAUCGGCAAAGGAAUUAUUUGGACUGCAGAAUCGUCCUAUCUAGUUAAACUUUCGUACGACUAUUCGCGUGUCACCAAAGAGGGGUUUGAACGCGAGAUGUUUCGCUUCCACGGAAUAUUUAUCGCAUGCUUCCAAACCACGCAUAUCUUCGGCAAUCUCAUAUCUUCGUUAGUGCUGCACGGGGCCAGAAAUGAACUUGAGAACCCACUCGAGGAGAGCAAUACGGACUAUGUGGUUUCUGAUAAAAACGCAACGUAUGUAAUAUAUGAGGAUUACUCUGACGUCGAAUCGAGGAAGUCCUGUGGGGUGCUCUUCCAAAAUAAAACAGUAUUCAGUGAUCUGUAUUCAGACAAAUCGAAGGAAGUCCCGAGUUAUUUAUGGAAAAUGAUGUGUGCUUACCUCGGUCUCGCCUUGGUGGCGUUCAUCAUUGUAAUGGUGUGUUUGGAUUCCAUUGGGGCAAAGUUCAACCCUGAAAAGACGGGACAUGAGAUUGUCGUGGACCAUGUUCGUAUGAUGAUCACACACAAGACGUUCCGUCUUCUAGUCCCUUUGCUAGUAUUCUGUGGACUUCAACAGGCCUUUGUGUUCGCAGAUUUUACACAGGCGUUUGUUUCCUGCACGAUUGGCGAGGAGUACAUAGGGUACUGUAUGAUCAUCUUGGGACUUGCAAACAUCGUCAGUGCCAUACUGGUUGCCUUGUGUGCAAACCUUAUUCCUCGAGAGGUCGUGUUUGGUAUUGGAGGAAUACUGCACAUGGGACUAAUGAUCGGCCUUCUUAUCUGGAUUCCAGACAAGAAACUGUCCAUAUUCUUUUUAAUGGCAGCUUCUUGGGGCGUAUGCGAUGCUGUGUGGCAGACGCAAUGCAACACCCUAAUCUGCAUCACCUGCCCCGACGACACAGACAUGGCGUUCGCUAACUACCGGUUGUUACAGAGCUUUGGACUGGCAAUGGGCUUCGUGGGUGGGACGUUCAUGACGGUCUCCUUCAAACUCUACAUCCUCAUGAUACUACUCGUGGUUGCCAUUAUGUUUUACGUCCUGGCCGAGUAUCGCUUAAAACAGGUGGACGCAGAUAUAUUUGAAGGUCAAAUAGAGGUCAACUAAAGAACUGUACAUGUUUGUACCUCAAACCGAGGUCGACUAACUCUCACUUCUUGUUCGUUGUUCAUUCAAAAAUUACUUACUCACUCUAUGUGUUUGUGUUUUAAAUAAGAGUUGAUUUGUGCGCGUAAGUGCGCCUUAGUGAAUCGAAGGAUAAAUAGCUCACUGCUUGUAUGAAGCAAUGUUGAACGAAUGUGAAUACAUACAGUGCAAGAGCUUAGACGUUCAGAUUGAGAUGAACUUAGGCAUUGAUUAAUACACUGAAUUGAAUAAGUAUGUGCAUGUAAUGAUCUUAGACUUGUUAUGAGUUUAAAGAUAUUGUUAUAUAGGAGAAUUGGGCGCAUGUUUUUGUGUGUUCAUGUCGGAGAAAAGCAUAUUAGCAAUCAACCAAACGCAAUAAAAGAGCUAGCUAGACUUCCCUCAUGUCUUAAUCAAUUUGGAGCACAAUUCUUGCAAAAAUUUUACAUCAAAGAUUUAGAAUCAGAUAUUGUAAGUGAUCAUUAAAGUAUUUUUAUUACAGUUAAUAUGUUUGAGGUUCGUUUAAGAAUAAAUACAGACAUUUGCGAGAAAAUACGACAUAUUGGACAGUAGCUUGGUGAAAAAGAUUCACACCUCUUGUUAUAUUUUCACUAUUUGAUACAAACAUUAUAGUGGUUAUAUUAUAGACUGGUACUGUAGACCGCGACAUACUGUUAAAAGCUAUUAGAUAAGAUAUUUUGUUCCUUUCUUUAAUAACACCUCCAGUACUGCACAGCAGGACACUCAGAUCUGAGAUCUGAUAGACAGCAGAUUGCAAUAAAGAUAACAAUCAAAACACAGAAGUUGUAAACGGAAUUGGGAGGGGCACUUAUAGAAGGCUAAACCUAGAUCUUAAACUAGUUGUCACUGUCACUGCGUACCUUUGGUCAAGAUUCUUGGCAAAAUAGCGUUUCUUUAGUUUACUGAUGAAUAUGUAUUUUCAUGUUUAUAUAAAAGUGCAUCGAUUCUCAUAAAAAAGUGUUUGAUAGUAAAACAAGACAUAUGUAAUAUAUGCAUUACCUUUUAUUUAACUCGGUGCAUGUAUAUUUUGAGCUUACUUCGUUAGUGAUUAACUGUUUUCUUGACCG
Mya arenaria is the source of this 3260-nucleotide messenger RNA. Its product is annotated as protein unc-93 homolog A-like. The record is from RefSeq and is a predicted model, not a curated record. Lineage: Eukaryota; Metazoa; Mollusca; Bivalvia; Myida; Myidae. The transcript is spliced from 5 exons. Bases 1 to 2157 code for a protein of 718 amino acids.